Molecule: messenger RNA, 8879 nt
Organism: Porites lobata
Lineage: Eukaryota; Metazoa; Cnidaria; Anthozoa; Scleractinia; Poritidae
Source: the annotation of a GenBank genome assembly
AUGGGGUCUAAGGUGGACGCAAAAGUGGUCCUUCUUGGAAAAGAAUACAGUGGAAAAACAAGCUUAGUAGAAAGAUAUUUACACCAUAGAUUCAACGAAAAUGUUCCCUACCAGAACGUAAGUUGUGAAAUCUUUAAGAUUGUUCCACGAGUAACAUGUCCAGGGUUAAACGUUCCUGCUGGCCGGUAAAGUAGUGUAAGCUUAGAAGCUUAGACUAUGCAAUUUACAUAAGUCUUAAGCUUGAGUUGAACUUAACAUUACACGGAAAUUUUACUCAGGCUAAAAGGUUUGGCAGUUCAUCGUUUCUGUUUAUUGUUUCCGUUGGUCAAUUACCUUUCGCUCUCUAAAUCUAAGCAGUGAUAGCUACAACAGUUGAAACAAUAAUAAGAUAUGCCAAAAAUGUAUAGCAGCCGAACCCUCCUUCUCAUGCCCCCACCCCCUGCACCCAUCCCAGCUGUUGAAAGCUAAGCCACUACAGCUGUGGCUUCAAACUUUUUCGAUAUAGGUAGACUAGAGUAUUUUUUUGGCAUAAGACUCUUCAUUUUAUAUUAUACAGUCAAAACCUUGAUUAAAUGGCCUCCUAUAUGAAGCAGCCAUCCUCUUACCAGAGGUCUGGCAGAUAAAAUUGCCUGUUAAUCAGAGCAAACAGAAGCUAUUUAAGCAGCCAAUUAAUAAGACGGCCUUAUAAAAUAGGUUAUCUUAACAUAGCCAGAGAAAACUGCUGACAUUGUGUGACUCCACUACUUGUUUCCCUGAGAAAUGAUGUCUGUGGAACGGCUGCAGAAAUACCGUACUGAUGACGCGUCACUACACAGAUCUGAUUGGUUGGGGCAAAUUUCCCUUGGAAGCCAUUUUGCAGAGAGUUCUUGGAAGCAUUAUUUAUUUAUUUAUUUUUUGUGGCCUGUCUGUAAAGUAGCUAAUUACCUUAGCUGAGAACAUUGACCAUGUUUUAUGGUACCUUACCUAAGAUGUGUCACCACACAGAUCUGAUUGGUUAGGGCAAAUUUCCCUUAGAAGUCAUUUUGCAGGGAAACCUGUGGUGGCAUUGUGAUAUGUGGACUGUUUUCUUAGGCUAAUUUUGAUGCUGCUAAAAUAAUUAUAAUUUUUCCUGAUCUUGCCUUUUUAUUCCUGAAUGCUGUACCAGUAUCUUGAUCUCAGACUAAAACAUGUGGACACUUUUUAUUUUGUAACCUGAUUUUAUCCUUCUCUAUUGUCCACCCUUACAAGGUUAGAAGUUGUGAUAUUAGCAUCAUCACCCAGACAGCAAAGUGCUAAGAAGAACUGAGAUUUUUUCAAGUUGCCGGUUCCACUGACCUUAGUUAGUAGAGGAAACUGGUUAGGAAACCCGGCUAACAUCAAAGUUGAAAACAAUGGUGCCGCAGGUUAUGUUGGAAGUUCCCUGACUGUGCACAAUCCUUUGUUUUCUAAUCACAAAUUAUGACUGAAUAAAUUAAUGCAAUGUUUCUAUUGGUCAAUAACUUCAAAAUUAUAGGAAUGCUAUUGAAUGUUGUGCAUAGUCAGGUCCAAAAAAGUUAAUAAACAACCAAAGUGUAGAUAUCACAUACAGUAAUUGUAAAAACUACUUUAAAUUUUCCUUCAGUUUAUAAAACACUUUUAAAAUUCAGCUAUAAAAUCACUUAAGUCCUCUUUAUGUGUACUUUGGUCUAAAAACAGCACAAGAACAGGCCAGAGUACUAGGGCAAUAAAAUUGACAUGUCAUAGACAUUUUAAUUUUCUAAAUUUCGAACAAGUGGCAAUAUUAACGGAAGGAAAUUAUAGCAGAUAGACCUAUUCAGCUAACUCAAUGUUGUACCCAAUUCAAAGCCUUUGGGAAUAAAACGUUUUGUUUCUGGAAUUGCCAUAUCCUUUAAAUAUGAAUGCAACAUUAUAAUGCAAAUACAGUACGCAAAGAAUCUUAACCCCGGGAGAUUUGAAUUGGUUACAACAUUCAGUUAGCCGAAUAGGUCUAUUUUUUGGGGGAUUUUAAAGUGUGCCCGUUGGCCCCAUUAAUGGGUGACCGCAUUAAUGGUUUUUUUAUAAGGCAAUGUAUGGCCGUUUUGCUGGGCAAAAAAAAUGGUCGUAAUAACAAGAUGACCUUAUUACCGAGGUGGCUGUAAGGUGGGGUUCCUUUGUAAUUAAGUUGCCUUGUAUUUAAUUGAAUAACAUUUCAUUUCUUUCAGACAAUCGGAGCAGCCUUUGGUGCUAAAAAGGUCACAGUGGGUAACAAAUGUGUAACUCUUGGGAUCUGGGUAAAUUUAUUUAUUUAAUUUUAUUUCAUUACUUGAAAAAGUGUGUAAACAAAGCCUUGAUUGAUUUCUGAGCAAGUGCUGCCAAAUGCAUGGAAUACACUGUGUAGAAGAAAAAUUUAACAUUGUGUCAAGAGGGUCUUAUUCCACAUUAUCUUCCCAUUAAAUGCAAUGAUAUUAUUUAUUAUCAAUCAAAAUGGUCUCAUAACCAAAUUUAAAGGCUGAUGCAGGACAAGAAUAGUAAAGAAAAUUGACAGAGCUAUAUACCUGUAUGGAAGUGGAUGUUUCUGCAGACAAAUUAUUUCUCCUACAUGAAGAGCAUUUCAACCCUAAAAAGAUCAUCUUGCCAAAAUCAAGCAACUUUCUUGAAGGCACCCUUGAGAAUGAGUAAUGUAACAUCAAGGUGACAUUUUGAAUAGAUUCUGUUGACUGGCAUAUGGCCCACUUUUACAGUUCUUGUUUACACAACUUUACAAACAAGGUAUUCUCUGUCACUGUUUGAUUAACUAUAGCGUAGCAUUAAUCAGUAAGGAGAGAGUAACACUGGUGGAUCCAGGGGAGGACCCCCCUUAUUUUUAGACCAAACUGAAAAAAUUUUUUGGGGGCGACUGGGUCCCCCCCUUAUCUAAGUUUCUGGAUGACCGGGCCCUCCGCUUAUCUCAAGGUCUGAAUCCAGCACUGAACAAAAAAAUAAUUAUUAUAUUUUAGUAAAAUCCAACUAGUGGUCUAUUAUCAAUGCUGCAUUCUGAUUGGUUGAGCUAUUAAUAGGCUAUAUGUUGUAGCCCACUAAUAGCAAAAAGAGCUGGCUUUGAAAACCAAAACAAUGGCGGCUGAAUCGCGUUUGCUAACUAAAGUUGUUUUGUCUUGAUAUUUUUGACCAACUAGUUGGAUUUUACUAAAUCAAUAAUUAUUCCUCUCGCCCUCAUGGCCUCUGAUUCAAUAGUCCAUUUGGCCUUCGGCCUCAUGGGCUAUUGAGUGAGAGCCCAUUCAGGCUUGAGGAAUAAUUGUUAAAUAGCCUUAUGGACCCCAGUCUUGAAAUUGCACCUACUACUGGCUUGCAUGCAGCUAUUUUCCCCAAUUAGUGACCAAAAUUGGCAUUAAGAAUAUUCAUCAUCACAUCGUUGUCUUUUUUUUUUUACAUCAGGAUACAGCUGGUUCUGAGAGGUAUGAAGCCAUGAGUCGGAUCUAUUAUCGAGGAGCUAAAGCAGCUGUCUUGUGUUAUGGUAAGAAGUACAGGCCUGACUGUACAAUGAUUUAAUUAAUAUACAUGUAGGUUGUUUUUCUGCAACUAAAGAUCCCCUUUCGUUAACUCGUUCGCCGCUGGAUCCGCACGGGCCAUUACGUGCCGCUCUGGGGCGAAUGGGUUAAUUAUUGUUAUUUGAGUAAUGAGUAGAAAAACCUACCCAUUAAAUUUAAUUUAUUGGUAUAGUGAAGUAGUUAAUUACUUAGUAUUUGAUACUAAUUUGAAAGGAAUGAUAAUGAUUAAUUUUUUUAUCACUGAACCCCUCUACCAUUAUUCUAUACUAUUUUGAAGAUAGUUAAAGCAAGGUACCAGACGGCCUGAGGAAACAGCACCGAAAUUGCAUACCGAUGACUCAUCACUACCCAGAUCUUGGUAGUGCUUCUGAUUGGUUGGAAAUUUGCUUCAUCUAAUCAGAAGCACUACUAUGUUGCAUGUACAUGUAUGACCCAAAGUAUUCAAAAAAAUAAUUAAAAGCUGAAGGAAAUAAUAAUAAUAAUAAUUUAAUAUUUAUAUUGCACAAAAUACAUGUAAAUAUGAUCAAAUGUGCAUUACAUGAAAGUAAAUUAUCAACAUUAAUAAGUUAUCCAAAAUAACUAAAAAUAUUAUAUAAAAAAACAAUGGAUCUAUAAAAAUAUAAUAUAUACAUAAUCCUAAAAAAAAUCCUAAUAAAGAGCUAAUCUAAAAAAAUGGGUCUUAAGUAAACCUUUAAACCUAUUAAAAUUGGGCUCAUUUCGCAUUUGUGAUGGUAACCCAUUCCACAGUUUAGGUGCCGCAGCUAAAAAAGCACGGUCACCCUAUGUCUUUUUAGUUAAAGUUCUUGGCGUUUGAACCAUGAUUCCCAUUGCACAGGAUUUUAAACUGUAUCUCUCUUUCUCCCUUUUGCUAAUGAGUUCUUGUAGAUAUACCGGAGCUUGUCCAUGGAUUGCUUUAAAAGUAAUUAUAAUAAUCUUAAAAUGAAUCCUAAAUUCUACUGGAAGCCAAUGAAGCGUACACAGAAUUGGUGAGAUGUGAUAAAACCUUGGAAUCUUAAAAAUAAGUCUUGCUGCGGAAUUGUGGAGUCGUUGUAACUUUGAUAUUUGUUUAGCUGGUAACCCAUACAGAAUACUAUUACAAUAGUCAAUGCGCCCAAUUAUUAGGGCAUGAACAAGUGUCUGGGUUGCUUGGCUACUUAAAUACUUUCUUAUUCGUCUUACAUUUGUAAUGUAGUAAUAGGCUGCUUUACACGUGUUAUUGAUAUUAACUUGAAGACUCAUGUUACUAUCUAUCCAUGUCCCUAAGUUCUUGACCGACUGAACAGGCGACACUUGAGCAUCCCCUACUGCAAGCGAGUAAACAUGAACCUUGGAUAGUUGCUGAUGGGUGCCUAUUAUUACAAACUCUGUUUUGCCAUCAUUGAUCUUCAGUUUGUCACACAGCAUCCAGGCUCUUAUCUCAUUUACACGCCAUUCCAUAGCAGCAAUGGCAUCAUCGGUACUUGAGUCACAGCCAGGUUUAAAUGCUAAAUAUAACUGCGUAUCAUCUUCAUAAGCAUAAACACUAGGCAGGUGUCUCUUGACAACUUCAAACAGUUUACUGGCAUACAGAGUAAACAGUAACGGCCCUAAACAUGACCCUUGAGGAACUCCUUGAUUUAACUGUAGAGAUUCCGAACACUUGCCACUUAGUGUGACACGCUGAGAACGUCCCGAUAGGUAUGUCACAAACCACUCCAGUGUUGUACCUUGGAUCCCAAAAGUUGUGCUCAGACGAGAUAGUAACACAGAAUGUUCCACCGUAUCGAAGGCAGCACCCAGAUCCAACAACACAAGCAAGAAUAGUUUAUAUAGCAAUCCAGUUCUCUUGAUACUGCAAUAAUGGCCCUGCGAAAAAUAUAUUGCCCAAGAAAUCUCUUUUAAUAAUUAAAAAGUUAAAUGGUGAUUGAUCAGGGCUACUAAUGACAGAAAAAAACAAGAUAUUGGUGAUAACAUACUUUUAUGGAUUGCAGUAAAUGUUGUUAUUUCAUUUUUUUUUUUUUCAUUAUUUCCACAGAUCUCACAGACAGGUCCAGUUUUGAAAGAGCAAAAUUCUGGGUAAAUGAGCUCAAGACAUAUGAAGAUGUAUGUAUUAGAAAUAAUGGAAUGCCUCUCUCCUCCUGACUUAUGAUGAGGUUCAGGAGACUAAAGAAAUAAAUUGUGAAUGAGAAUCAAACCAGGUUGAAAUCACUUUAAGUUGAAUUAAAUUUUAAACAUGUCAGCUUAUUCUUUUUUGCCCUGACUUCAUAUUUGUGUUAUCUUGAAUUAAGAGUUAACACAGACUGUUCUCGUUUUUUACUAUUGACCUUAAUCAUGCUUGAUAGUCUGUACUACACUGUAGAAUGUUGUGUAAGUGAUGAAAAGCCUAAACAGUGAGAGAUUUAGCUUGUAUUAACAUUAAUACACAAUUUUUUUCUUUUGCAGAAUUGUAAAAUAUAUCUUUGUGGUACCAAAUAUGACAUGGUUCAAAAUGACAAAAAAUUACGCCAAGUAGACUACCAUACAACAACAGAUUAUGCAGAUGGUAUGUGGUUUUCUCAAUGGAAAAGAUCAAUAAUAAUUUAUAGUUAAAAUCAUAAAGACUCCAGCCAUUACUUGAUAUACCAUAGUGCAUCCAAAAAAAGCAUUAUUUUGAAUUUCCUGCUCUUGAUUGGCAAAAUAACAGGCCCUUUUCGCACAGUCUUGAAAGUCCUUGAAUUUUGGGGGAAGUCCUGGAAAAGUCCUUGAAUUCCAUUUUUCCUUGACAAGUCCUUAAAUUUCUGUGCAAGUCCUUCAAAAGUCCUUGAAUUUUCUCCAACUUUGAAUGUAGUGGCCUGGAAAGUGUUUUUGAUGCUUUUUGGUUGUCCGAGACAGAAUAUAAAUCAUAGCACAGAGAAUCUGAAGGUUAUUUACAUAAAGUGCUCUAUGUUUUCUGCCAUAAUUAACUAUCAAUUUAAGACAAGUGAACUGAAAAAAUGUAGAAAAGUUUGUGAAGUAAACAGUUCAAGCCUUAAAGUCUUAUUAGAAUAGACUGGGAAUGUGCAUUUUUGUAGAAUCUUUGAAAUUAUAUUCCUAGUAGGUGGUCCUUGAAAAUCUAAUAUGGUCCUUGAAAAAUGCUUGCAUUUUUUUGUAUGAACCCUGAAUAAAUAUUGGGAAGCUGUAAUUCAAACUGCUCCUGAGAAAUUAUAGCUUGGCCAGUGUUAGGUGGUGCUUUUCUCGGCUGUUCUCCAGAGUACUAAACUCUGCCUGUACUGAUUUGCCCAGUAAAUAAUAAACAUUGUGUACACUGUGUGAAUCAUUUACAUGCAUAUCUUGCUUGGCAAAAAUGCACUUAGUGUAGAUAAAUAUUAAAACAAUAGUUAAUUAAUUCUUCAGAUUAUGCAUUUUAGAUGUCUGGACAACCUUGUUAUAUAUACCCUACCUGUAUAUUAAGUCCAGGACACUAAAGGAUAGAAGAAUGGCAGUGAGAUUAACUUUUGUUUGUUUUUUUUGCUCAGAGAUAAAUGCAAAAGUAUUUGAGACCUCAAGUAAAAAUGGGCACAAUGUUGGUGAGUUGGCUUUGUGUUUUAUGAAUUGCUAUACUGGAAAAAGGCCCAUUUAAAGUACAUUGUAUGGUGGCAAAGUUCAUUACCAACUCAAGAGGGGGGAUCUGGACUAUAUAUUGUCUAUGAGGGGUUAAGAACCCAAUGAUUAUGGCCAGGGGUGCUCUUAAGACUGUCAAACUAUUGCCCUCUUCAAAGGCCACAUUUUGUAUACAUUGCUACUUGAAAUAGGCUCAUUUAAGUUACACUGUAUGCUGGUAAAGUUCAUUACCAACUCAAGAAGGGGAAACUAAGACUGUCAAACUGUGGCGCUUUUGAAAGGACACAUUUUGUAUACCCUGAAGAAGGUUUGUACACUGAAGGAGGCAGCCUUGCUGAAAUGUUGGUUUAAGAUCUUAUAACAGCAUCGAUGGUGUUUUGUUGUUCCUGAAAAGUAUUUAUGGUUGGAAAUAACUUUUUGUUAGAAUUUUUUUGUCCCAACUUUUUUCUUAGUGCUACAAAGAAGUACAAGUGAAAAUAAUAAUGAUAAAAAUAUAUUAUAUAGGAAUGUAGGGAUUUAGCUGUUAUGAACCAAACUUUGAUGUCUUAGACAGUUGUCAGUAUGUUUCUGCAUCAAACCUCAAUUGUGUUUUUAAAGUUUGAGCAAUAAUAUUGAUGAACUUCAAUUGAAAUGUGAUCCCGAAUAUUGUGCUUGUUUGUCAAUAUUUCUUUAGAUGAAUUGUUUUUUGAACUGGCCCAAGAUUAUUCAAGAGAAGAAGAACCACCUGAGCCAGGUGAGUGAGUCUGGGGUGGAUUUAUUGUGGUGUCCAAUUUUUUGUUAUUUAGAAUUGUGUGGUGCCAGGAAAUAUAUCCAUGGGCAGGACUAUGUAGACCCCCCAAAAGUUUCCUACAGGUGGGGAUCUAUAGGCAAAGCCCUAUGAAGUGGGAUAUGGUCAUGUUUUAUGUGACCGCACAUUGUGACAUACAUGUUCGGUUGUUAUAAAAGGUCUUUAUGAGAAAAUGCAGACAAGAACCAUUGCACAGAAAAUUCUUGAUAGUUUCCACAAAGAACACAGAAAUCAUCCAUCUGCAAAAUACAGGAGCCACACAGUCAUUUAAAAUUUUACCUUUAAAAAUAAGUUUAAUUAAGUCUUGAAAAUUACAUUAUACUGUAAUAUUAAUCAAUUUAGCAGCUAACUACUAUCUCUUACUUUCAUAAACCUGUUGCUCUAGAUUAAUUUAUUUUGUUAAACCAUUUUCUAUUUUUUCUCUGUUCUAAAGGAGAGACUGAAAGAGACGCAUUGGAAUUAACCGAAUUUCCACAGCCACAUGGAAGAGCGGCCUGUUGUGGCAUUAAAUUAUGAUGUUGGGCAAUCUCAGCAGUUGUACAGAUGAGCAGGGACUUCCCAAGAAAUAGAAAACAGUUAUUUUUUAAUCUAUCAUAUUAUGAAGAAAUUUGAGAUCAAAUAUAGAGCUGGUUAGCAACAUGAAUAGUUCAGUUCCCUGGUAAAUAUGAUUAAUAUAGAGGGGUAGCUAUAUGUAUAAUGUGUCUGUCUUGUGCUCAACUGAACUGAAAUGAACAAUUACGUGUAUUUAUGUCUUCAGUGCGAAAAAUAUUCCAAGGCAACAGUUGAACUAAUUCCUCAUUUUUAUAUCCUUGUAAGUUCUCCUUAUCAAUUUGUAUGUUCUGUAUUAUGCUGAUCAAAAUGUCGGGCUGUGAUAGGUGUAGGAGGGCUGUAUUUUUUCUCCUCUUGGUUUUUUUAAAUUGUUGACACGACUGUGUUGAUAGUAUUACUGGAACGUUGUAAACAUUUUCACCCCGUAUGUUUUACGGGUGUCAGUAAACCGCGGGGUUGGGGUUUGGACCGGGGCCGGCGUC